AGUAGUAAAUUUCACGCAUAAAUAAAUGAUUCCAGAAUUUUAAUUAUAUAAUAUUCGAUCAGUGCACCAGUAAUAAAACUAUUCUUAGUUCAAUAUCAAAAAAGUAAUACGAAAUACAUUUAAAUGAGUAACCUUAACAGUGGCCGGAAGUCGGACGUGGACGAGGCAGAGUUGUACCCAUGUGACGUUUGUAACGAGCCAUUGGACAGCGAAGGCCACACGAAGGUACACCGAAGGAUACACAUCGCAGAGCAGCCGUACCAGUAUGAUGUGUGCAUUAAAUCGUCCUCCAAUAGCAUCGCCUUGACGGUACAGCAACGGACGCACUCAGAAGAGAAGUCGUACCAGUGUGAUCUGUGCAUGAAAACGUUCUCCGACAGCAGCGCCUUGACGGUACACCAACGGACGCACCCGGCAGAGAAGUCGUACCAGUGUGAUUUGUGUAUGAAAUCGUUCUCCAAAAUCAGCGCCUUGACGGUACACCAUCGGACGCACACCGGAGAGAAGCCGUACCAGUGUGACGUGUGCGUUAAAUCGUUCACUAAAAAUAGUGAUUUGGAGAGGCACCGGAGGACGCACACGGGAGAGAAGCCGUACCCGUGUGACGUGUGUGACAGAUCUUUCAGUGUAAGAGGCAGUUUGAUUACACACCGGCGGACGCACACCGGAGAGAGACCUUACCCGUGCGAUGUUUGCGACAAGUCUUUCAAUCAAUGUGGCCAACUGACGGUACACAAGCGGACGCAUACUGGAGAGAAACCUUUCCCGUGCGAUAUAUGCGACAAGUCGUUCAGCGUAAAGGACCACCUAACGUCACACCAGCGAUCGCACACCGGAGAGAAACCUUACCCGUGCGAUGUGUGCGACAAGUCGUUCAACGUGAGUUAUACUUUGACGAAGCACCGGCGGACGCACACGGGAGAGAAACCAUUCCCGUGCGACAUUUGCGACAAGUGGUUCAGCGUAAUUGACUGUUUGACGAAGCAUCGGCGGACUCACACAGGAGAGAAACCAUACCCGUGCGAUAUUUGUGACAAGACCUUUAACAAUAACUAUCAAUUGACGGUACACCGACGGAUGCACACGGGAGAGAAACCGUACAGGUGUUACUUUUGCAACAAGUCGUUCAGUAUAAAAAGCAGUUUGACGAAGCACCGACGUACGCACACUGGAGAGAAACCGUACAAGUGUGAGUUUUGCGACAUGUCGUUCGCUCAAAGCGGCAACCUAACGGCACACCGGCUGAGACAUUAGGACCGGAAAUAAUGUUUAAUAAUAUUUAUUUUUUUUUUUUUUUCGUUGAUGUAUGCUAUGUAUUUAUAGGCGUACAUUUUUCUUUGUUAAUUUUCAUUUAGUAGUUUAAACUUUGUUAGUAAUAUAUUGCGAUUGUUUUUCACCUUUAUUAUUAUGAAUUUAAUUAUUUCACAAUUACUAUUAACUAGCGUAAUAAAUAGGAUUUACUAGUUAAUAUGACUACCUAUAUCCUUAGCUUAUACUCAUAAUGAUUAAUUAAAAUACAUAUUUAGGGAAGCUCGUUCUCAGAAUGUAAAAAUGUAUGAUAUUACAUAAUACAUAAUAUUCACUCAAUAUAUCAAUUGAUUAUAUUUAUCGGAGUAAAUUUAAGUAUAUUAUAAUUACCAAAAUGUCAUCUACUUACUGUGGAAGGUAAUUUAUUAAGGUAAAUAGUAAUUUUGAAGUUGAGAGGCAUUUUUAAUUUUUUUUAUCUAAUAUAUAAAAAUCUCGUGUCACAAUAUGGCAAAUGUAUGUCGCCAAACUCCUCCGAAACGGCUUGACCGAUUUUCGUGAAAUUUCGUGUGAAUAUUCAGUAGGUCUGAGAGAAUGAAGUAAACUAUUUUUCAUACCCCUAGGUCCAACCCGGGGACGUGCUCAAAAUGGAUUUUUGAGAUUUACGGUGGAAAUUAUUGUUUAUAAAUGGUUGCUAUGGGUUUUAAAGCUAUUAUAAUAAUAUUUAUUGGUUGCCAUUGGUUAAUCAUUAGUUAAAUUAUUAUUAUUAUUAUUAAUAACUAUUAAUGACGUAUUAGUAUUAGUAUUUUAUUUGUAUAUUGGUUAAUCAAGCAUGCAUCAAAUCUGAUUGUCACAUAUUGCCUACCAAUAUGUUGCACUUAUAGCCGCUCAUCGACGGUGCCCACAAUCCACUGCAGGUGGGUUGUCUACUUGAUAUACCGUCGAAAACUGUCCGCGAGUCGGAUUGCCUACCAAGGUGGCUGAAUAAUUGCGCUUAAUGUAGCAAAAUACAUCCAAAAGGAAUAAUCUUAAAGAGUUGUAAUUUUUUUAAGGGCAACGAAGUGCACGGGAUCAGCUAGUUGGUUUUUAGAUUAUUCAUCUCUAAUGUUGACAAACUUUUUUUAAAGCCAGGAAAUAGCCGACACUCCUACCGAAGACCAGCAACUUCUGCAUAUAAGUUAAUUUCCAUACCUACCUGUUUCCCAAAAUCGAUACUGGUGAAUUGAUUCCAAUAUGCAAUAAGGAGGUAUGUGUGUGGUAUAUAUCAGUUGAUUCCCUUUUUGUUGUAUAUCAGCGGAAAUGAGGAAAAUAAGUAUUGAUGAGGGAAAUGGGCCCAACAAUUUUCGAUAUCGAUUUGUUUUAAAUAUUUACCUUCCCCUAAAGUAUGAA
Molecule: messenger RNA, 2634 nt
Organism: Metopolophium dirhodum (rose-grain aphid)
Lineage: Eukaryota; Metazoa; Arthropoda; Insecta; Hemiptera; Aphididae
Product: zinc finger protein 271-like
Exons: 1
Coding region: 124-1254 (376 amino acids)
Biological process (GO): regulation of transcription by RNA polymerase II
Molecular function (GO): DNA-binding transcription factor activity; RNA polymerase II cis-regulatory region sequence-specific DNA binding
Source: RefSeq, a predicted model, not a curated record